Pistacia vera is the source of this 1116-nucleotide messenger RNA. RefSeq lists its product as uncharacterized. The transcript has 5 exons. The record is from RefSeq and is a predicted model, not a curated record. The coding region runs from base 70 to 966 and encodes 298 amino acids. Lineage: Eukaryota; Viridiplantae; Streptophyta; Magnoliopsida; Sapindales; Anacardiaceae.
CACAAAAACUAAAAUGUCCCAAACAAAAUCUCCACGCCUUCAAACCCAACACAAAUUCACUUCAAUAAAAUGGCCAUCAACUCACUGACCAAACUCUCUACUUCUACUUCCACUCUUUGGCCACACCUCACACUUCCCACUUCUCCAAAAACUCUCCUUUCCACACCCGCUAAAUUUGCUAAGUACACCCCCAUAUUUGCCAUGGCCAAUACCACAGCUACCAAGGUGGCCCCUGCCGUUAUCGUCGGCGGCGGACGUGUAGGACGGGCUUUACAGGACAUGGGUAACGGUCAAGACUUGAUUGUGAAGCGAGGGGAACCUGUGCCGCUUGAUUUUGAGGGUCCUAUUUUGGUUUGUACGAGGAACGAUGAUCUUGAAGCUGUGCUUGAGGUCACACCGAAGUCUAGAUGGAACGAUUUGGUUUUUUUCCAGAAUGGGAUGCUGGAACCGUGGCUUGAAAGUAAAGGUCUGGUUGAUGCUGACCAAGUACUGGCUUAUUUUGCUAUAUCAAAACUCGGAGAACCUCCUAUUGAUGGGAAGACUGAUACCAAUCCUGAAGGAUUAACAGCGGCGUAUGGUAAAUGGGCAGCUACAGUUGCUGCAAGAUUAAAUGCUGGAGGCCUUUCUUGCAAGGUUCUUGACAAGGAAGCAUUCCAAAAGCAAAUGUUAGAGAAGUUGAUAUGGAUUUCGGCGUUUAUGCUUGUUGGAGCUCGCCAUCCUGGUGCAACUGUAGGUGUUGUGGAAAAGGAAUAUCGCUCUGAGGUUUGUAGCCUCAUUGUGGAACUAGCAUCUGCAGCUGCUGCCGAGAAAGGACUAACAUUUGAAGAAGCUAUGGAGGAUAGAUUAUGUGCAUAUUCACGAGCUGUUGCACACUUCCCAACUGCAGUUAAAGAGUUCAAAUGGAGGAAUGGCUGGUUCUAUUCUCUCACCGAGAAGGCACUUGCUGCAGGAAAACCUGAUCCGUGACCCCUGCAUACGGCUUGGCUUAAAGAAUUAAAAGUUGUGUAGCAAAAAUUAAUUGCACUCAACUUUGAGUGUAUCAAUAGUUUGGAAUUAUGCUUGUAAGAAUAAAAGAGUAAUAUUGGGUGGUUCAGAUCUUGAUUUGCUUUCCUUCAA